AAAAGGUAGAUUCACCAGCACUAACAGGGACUGGUAAUCAAUUCAGUGAAAAGCGUCAACACAAAACAAUAACCCAAAGUAUUAGAAAAAUAUAACGCCGAGUUCAAUUAGUUGCAAUUUGAUAUUGAAACAAAAGGGUUGUGUCAGUGGCCUCCUCUCUAGCAAGUGAAAUAGUAAAAGAACGAAAAAAGAAAUCAACAAUAUUAACACUACUUCUACCGUUACAAUGCACGACGAACGCCUAAAGGAAUUUCUGAAACCACUCGUCCUGAGCGAUUCACAAUUACAGGAAGCUUACAAACGGUUUUGUAAUGAGAUACGCAAGGGCUUAUCUGCCAGUGAACACGAACAGGCCGAUACAAAGUGUUAUGUGACGUAUGUGCAGGACCUACCCACAGGAAAUGAAGUGGGCAAAUAUCUGGCAUUGGAUUUGGGUGGUACAAAUUUCCGCGUUCUUUUGGUCACCUUGAAAGGUCACCAUGAAGCUGUUGUGGAGUCCGAGAUAUAUGCUGUGCCCAAGGAUAUUAUGUUAGGUCCUGGCGAAGAAUUGUUCGAUCAUAUUGCUCAAUGUUUGGCAACGUUUGUGGAGGGUCAUAAAGUUGCCAGUGAACAUUUGCCCUUGGGUUUCACCUUUUCAUUUCCCUGCGUUCAACUUGGUCUAACCAAGGCGCUUUUGGUGCGGUGGACCAAAGGCUUUCAGUGUUCGGGCGUUGAACAAGAAGAUGUCGGGCGACUUCUAAAGGAGGCAAUUGCACGACGUGGUGAUUUGGAAAUACAUGUCAUGGCAAUUUUAAAUGAUACAACUGGCACCCUAAUGUCCUGCGCACAUCGGAAUCCUGAAUGUCAUAUAGGUGUAAUUAUUGGAACAGGAUGUAAUGCUUGCUAUGUCGAGAAAGUAGAUCAAGUUGAACUUCUCGAACCCGAAUACAAGGUGAACAACAGAUAUGUUCUAAUCAACACGGAAUGGGGAGCAUUUGGUGACGGCGGCUUGUUGGACUUUAUACGCACAGAUUAUGAUAAAGAAAUUGACAAAAAGUCACUGAAUGCGGGAACACAGAUAUUUGAAAAAAUGAUAUCGGGCAUGUACUUGGGAGAACUUGUACGAUUAAUUUUAUUGGAAGCACUCAAAAGAAAUCUAAUUUUUGUACUAUCUCAGAACAAAUCUGCUUUCAUAACAAAGUUGUCUGGAGAAUGUGAAUGCUUUGAGACUAGCAUGAUCUCGGAAAUUGAGGCCGAUGUAUUUCCAGAGUUUAAAAAAACACGAGAAAUUAUAAAGCAGCUAUUUGGCAUCGAAAAAGCAUCAGUUGAAGACUGUCAAAAGUUACGCUACAUUUGUGAGUGCGUUUCCCAGAGAGCUGCAAGUUUAGUCGGGGUUGGAUUAAGUGGACUGAUUAAUAAAAUCGAGGAACCUAAAGUAGUUGUUGGUGUUGAUGGAUCUGUUUAUCGUUUUCAUCCUAAGUUCGACGCCUAUAUGCGAGCUACAAUGAAGAAAUUGGUAAAGGAUAACGUAGAAUUUGACUUAAUGCUUUCGGAGGACGGUUCUGGCAGAGGUGCUGCACUUGUAGCUGCUGUGGCAAGUCGGGGAAACUAAGUGUUCUUAUGCGAAUUUAUAAUUUAGAUUUAUAGUAACAAGAGGAGGAAAUAAAGUAUUUACUUACAAUCAUC
This is a messenger RNA of Musca domestica (house fly), 1665 nucleotides long. RefSeq names its product hexokinase type 2. The record is from RefSeq and is a predicted model, not a curated record. The transcript is spliced from 2 exons. Bases 227 to 1591 code for a protein of 454 amino acids. Gene Ontology annotation, cellular component: cytosol; mitochondrion. Lineage: Eukaryota; Metazoa; Arthropoda; Insecta; Diptera; Muscidae. Gene Ontology annotation, molecular function: glucokinase activity; mannokinase activity; fructokinase activity. Gene Ontology annotation, biological process: glucose 6-phosphate metabolic process; intracellular glucose homeostasis; glycolytic process.